Lingula anatina is the source of this 5927-nucleotide messenger RNA. Its product is annotated as maternal B9.15 protein. Gene Ontology annotation, cellular component: cytoplasm; nucleus. The record is from RefSeq and is a predicted model, not a curated record. NCBI's taxonomy places the organism in Eukaryota, Metazoa, Brachiopoda, Lingulata, Lingulida, Lingulidae.
GCUUGCAUUAUAUUCUACGCAGUACAACUAUGAGAAGGAAAGACGGAGACAUUUCACAACAAAAUAUACGGAGGGGAAAGAACGUUUUUGGGAAAGAGGUUUGGACAAAUAGGUAACAAUUUGAAGGCUUUGGAAAAAAGUAAGAACAACACGUAGAAUACUCGGCGCCAAAAAAACAGCAAACUGAUAGUAAACAAUUAAGUAAGACAGACACGUACUAUAAAAUCUAAAAUUUGCCCUCAAACUAGGGUAUUGGUAACAUUUUAUUUAAACUGUAAAAGCUAUGUUAAAAUUAAGUGCAUCAUGAAGGACGAGAUCGCAGCAGCAGUUGUAUUCAUCAGUCGCCUACUCGAGUCAAACAAGCAGUUGUCACCAGAAAAGGCUCAAGAAUUUUCUGCAAAACUCUCAGACAUUUUGGGAGAGAAAUUCAAGAAUCAUUGGUACCAGGAUAAACCUACAAAAGGCCAGGCAUUCCGAUGCAUUAGAGUCAAUGAGACAGAACCCAGGGACCCUGUGUUGGAGAAAGCAGCAUCCGAGUCUGGACUGAAGUAUGAAGAGUUGAACCUUCCUCUGGAGUUGACUUUGUGGGUAGACCCCCAUGAAGUUGCCUGCAGGUUUGGUGAGAGCCACAAUUCCUACUGCACGGUGGCCUCUUUCAAGGGGGACAGCAAAGAAAACAAUGCCAACACAAUCAACAUAGAGGCCAUGGUGGAGAAGACACAGAAGCACAUGGCUGGCAGCGGGAGCAAGCAGGGACCCUUCAAGACCUUCCGCACCAACAAAAAGGGCAGCCAUUUCCAACACCAUCUUCAGAACAACUCCAAGAACAAUAGCAACUACCAGUUGAGUAGCUUUAACAUUCAACAACAGCCAUUCUACAGCCAACAUAACACCAAACCCAAGCAUCAGCAGCACUAUCAGAAGGGGUCAGGGGACCACCAGCAACAAGGUCAAGGUCAUUUGAAGCACCAGCAUCAGGCUUCCCUUCGUCCCUCCAAACCAUUCCACUCCAAGGUCGGCCACUCUUCAGGAUUUAAUGCGCGGAAACAGGACAAGUUCCAUUGGGUUAGAGGAGCAGAUUUGGUUAAAGCAUAAUGGUGUAUAAGAAUUGAGACAUGCCAUGCUUUAUUAUAUCUAAAUAUUGAUAUUACCUGGAACAAUUGGACUGCGUACAAUGGACUAGAUGUGCAACGGACACAAAGGGGACAGAUAUUUGCUUCCUGGAUUUCACUUCCCCUCUUUUUCUAGAUAUGACACACUGACUUCCAUGUGCUGUACUACUUUUGCCUUUAAAUUGUGCCAAGGUUUGACUAGAAGAUCUCAAAAGAAGAAACUGUUGAAAAACUCUUCAUCCACCAGAACCUAAUGAGUUAGGUGCUUGGCCUAAAGAAAAUACUCCUUUCCUGGCCAGACAUGGUGUUUAGUGACUUCCAAGUUAAAUGAACAAGAAUAGAUAACAAUAGCUAUUGACUCCAGCAUCUUCCUGGAAACUUGGUCUCUGUGAGACUUUACCUCUGUGGCAGGAUAACAGAGAGAGAGAGAGGCAGAGAAAUGUGCCUAUCUGCAUUUCUUCAGCAAGAUUGUGGAGUUUGAUUGUAUCAGGGAAAUUUUACACUUGAUCUCAGUACUUUGCACAUAGUUAAGUUUGUUUGUGUGUGUUUUCUGUUAAAAUUCAGUCACUGGGCAGCAUUGGACAGAUGGCACUGGAAAGUGAAAUAAACAUCAUUGUAGUAUUAUUGGUAACACAUUGUAUUCUGUCAAGCACUUACUUAUGGAUCUUAGGGAAUUUUUUCUUUUGCAUGGAGACAAAUGUACUCUGUCAAAUCUUACAACUUGCAGUUAAUGGCCAAUUUAACAACUGUUUAUUCAUUUCUCACUUGAGAAGGCUGCACACCAUGAAGCAUAGCAGUAAUACUUGUUACAUUACCAAAUACAAGGAUCACAAGUUUAGAUUGAACUUGAUAAUUUUUAUAGUAUCUUCCACAACAUUUUAAUUCAACCCAGUCACAUUAGUGAUAGUUUGUCACAUUUGGGUUUGGCUUCAGCAGGUCAGGGAAUUUCAGACAGGUGUCAUUUCCAAUGAAAAAAUAACUAAGAAAUAAUCUCAUGACCGAGUUGACUCUCUCUGGAUAGGAUUACUAUUAUUAUUUUUAUUUUGAAAUAAGGUUAAAUAAGGGCUCUGAAGACUGUGAUUUAUUGUAUGAUUUUUUGCCAUCUUUUGUGAUACUUUGGAAUGCCAACAUUUAACCGGUGAGAUUUGUGUAAAAAGCACUUGGCUUGUUUUGCACCAGUUAGCUUCUGUAACACUUGAUGAAGUUGUGGGACAACAGUUUUUUUUUCAGUUUUUGGCAAAUGAAUGGUCGCUCUUUGUGUUUGUAGCACAUCUGGACACCCCGUGUGUGUGGCUUAUAGGCAACUUUUUUGUAUUGGACAGAAAGUAAGCUGAAUACUCGGGGUUAUGGGUUUAAGACGAGAUUAGGGUUAAGCCAGUUGAAUUAUGUAAUCAGUGUUGUUGCUAAUCAUUCAGAUUCUCAGAUUAAUUUAUUGUCAUUUUUACAGUAAUUGAGAAUUUAAUUUUUCUCUAGCACAAGCUUUCAGCAUUUUAAUGUGUAUUGAAUCUGACAACAUUUUCUCAGUUUUUCACAAAGAACUUGUUUCAUAUUGUUUGUAUAAUGUAUUUUUUUGCUCUAAAAUUGUGAAUAGUGUACAAAAUCUUUUGGACCAUGUAGCUGUAGUGUACAUUUGCACAAUGCCAUGUAUUGUUUUGUACAGAAGGGAGGUUGCAGUUGUAACAUAGUACAUUUAUUAUUGAUACAGAAAAUAUGUUAGUAUUUACCUGUGUCCCAUUUUCCAAUGAGUUAAAGGAAUGUAUACCAUAUUAAAAUGGGUUCAUCAGAUGUAAAACCUGCAGUUUCAUUCACACAGCCUUACUUCAAUUUCAAGAAAAUAAAUUUUGUUAUACCAUAGAAAGUACCAUCAUGUCAGCUAUUGCCAUAUUGUAAAGCUACCAGCAUUGGACGUGUAUUUCAAAUGCCUUAUGUUGUUUUGAAGGCAAAAACGUCCAUAUCAUAUGUAAGUGCCUCGCCUAUUUUUGAUGGGAAAAUACGGCCAUGUGGUGAAUCACUUCAUUCAAGAUCAUUGCAGUUCACUGUACAUAGACAGCAACUUUCCCUUAAGAGGAUUGUACAUAUCAAUACAAGGUACUCCUACUUUGAUUUUGUUCCUAAAGAUAAACUAUAUGUGAAAAUGACAUAAUUUUGUAAGGAGUUGAUUGUACUCUAGUGUAUCACAUGGUUUCAGCAAUUUGCAGUAUAUCAUAUGUGUAUAAUUUAACUCUACAGAUGGAUAGGAAACGGGCAACUUUAGGUCACUUAUUGCACUGGGUAUCUAUAUUAUAAGCUAUCAAAAGAAACUAGAUGCUAGACAACACUUCACUGGGGUAGGGGACAUUAAAUUUGCUAAUAUUGAAACAACAUUGUUUCUUUGUUGGUCAGGUCAUUGUAGUAGAAAUAGAUGAUGUACGUCUAGAUGUGUAGUGAUAAGUUUGUGGUCAUCUUGAUGGACACUUGCUGAUAGUGAACAUCGUUCACCCUGUCCUCUGUUAUCUGAUUUCAUGUGCAUUAUCACUGGCUCAUUAAUGAUGCUUAUAUGUAGAAUAUAUGGAGAGACAUCCAUUUUACAAUUUUAUCAGAUUUUUAUUUAUGGAUUUGCCAAUAGAAGGUUAUUAAAUUGACUGGACAUUAUUUUCGUUAUGAUAUGGAAAACAUGUUUGAAACUGAGAAAAUUGAGAGGAAUUUUUUUUUUUGUUUAAUUUGUAGAAUAAGAGAGAAACGAUUUUUAAAUGCAUGAUAUGCAGACUGCUAGAAAUGUGAAACAUAUUGAGCACUGCAGGGCUGAUUAUGGUGACUUAGAUAAAUAAUUGUUUCAAUUUUAACUAACCAUAAAAUUAACAGUGUACAUUUACAAUACCAUGGUUUCACACAAACUAAAGUUUGUUAUUCAGAGCAGGUGGUUUCAUGCAUUCCUGCAUUUAGAUCUUGUGAUCUCCUUGGGUGUUAUUCCAUUAACAUGAGACAGAAUGGUUUGAAGUUUCUUAUUAAUAUUUAGAGAUACUAUAAUUUUCAUGCACAAAAUAUAUGUAUAACUGGAUUUAUGUUUAUAGUAAGAUAUGGUUAUGUAAUUGCUUUGGUUGUUGUAUCCACUGUGAAUUUGCCAAACCAUGAAAGGGGACAUGUAACACAUUAGCUCACGCUUUCUUGGUAGAAGUUUAAGUAGGCUUUGACUACCUUAGCUCUUGAGUGGACCAUUACCAUUUCAUAGGUAAUUUUGAAGGCACAGGCUUGUGUUUUAGAUAUAUAACAUUUGCUCUGGCACUGGUAAUUAUAUAAUAUAAAGGAUUUGGGCUGAUUAUGGAACAUGAGCUUUUCAUUUAGUAAUUUUAAACAAUUGUAUUGUGGUGCUCCAGCUGAACAGGUUUAUUAAGUCAGGUUUGUGUGGUUUGGAAUGGGGCUUGUCUUUAUUGAGGAAUCAAGUGCUGCCAUCUGUUUAUGUGACAGUAGGUAUAAAGAGAGGGUUUUCUCUUUUGGUAAAGUUUUAUGACUACUCAAGGGGUGGAUAGGAUGUGACCAUUUGUAGAUACAAACAAAUGAUGAUUGAAAUGAGGACAAAUUUAUAUAAAAAGACUUUCAGGACUAUAUGAUUGAAAUAAUUAUACUGUGGUGUUCAUAGAGAAUUUCUCAUUGCAACAAUUUCAGUCUAAGAAUGACUGCACCUCCAAUUGGAAUACACUCGCUGCCAUUAGAUUUUGCACUCUGGGCAAGAGCAUUUUUAUAUUGUGCUUAAUGGCCUUAAUUUAAAACUGAAGGCUAGGUAGAAAAAGUAUGACUAAGGAACAUGUAGACAACACAUAUGUCAACACAAUGCUUUGUAACAUAAAUUUGUACAGCAAUUGGUAGUUUUGUACUUUUGUAAUUGCCAAAGACCAAAUGGAAUCUCUUGACUGUAACUAUUUAUGAUAUGCAGUUAUUUAAUGAAAUGUGUAGCUUAAACAGUUAUCAAUGGAGCUGGGGGUUUUAUUAGCAGCUUCAGUAGAAAUUUGGUUUAUCUGUAUGAAAGACAUUUGGUAAAUGUCAUUAUCUUGAAAUCCAGUUUUGCAUCAGCUCCUGUAUUUUUCACUGCCCAAGAGGAGUGUUAUGUAGUAAGAUAUAACUAACUGAAAACUGUGGCAAUGUAGGUUCAAGGAUAACAACUUGUGUACCUCUAAGCUAGGGACGCUCCAUAAAUAGUACAUUUGCCCAGUUCUUGGCUUAUUGUCAAUGAUGGGCUGAAUGCUGUUGCUCUAGGACAUGUUACACCAGGGUUUUCCUCUUUUAUAAUGCGGUUCCAACUGCCAAUUUGCAAGUCUAUAUUGUUAAGAAUGGGGGGCCAAGAGGUGAAGUUUUGUUUGUAUAAAUAAUCACAAUUUUUGCCAUAUUAUUAGAAGGGGUGUUUUAGGGCAAGUUUCUAUUCACUUGUUUUUUUUAACCUGCAAAGUUGCAGUUUCAUGUUCUUUCGCAUGAGAUUUGAAUUGAAUGCAAACAAUUAGUUUUUGUUGAGAUAAUUUAAAAAUUUGCGGUAAUUUGUCUGAUGUUAUGCUGAAUAGCUUUUAAGUAACUAGCUUUUUGUGUUGGCAAGGUACAUAUCUAUAUUGUAGUAUAUGGUUUAGAAUAACAGUGUGGGAAUUUAACUGGUUUAAUAUUUUCACGUCUGUUGUAGUUGGCCAGACUGCCAUUGAAUGAUGCCUCGUCCAACAUAAAGCUACUUGGUGUCUGGUUGAUUAAUCAUAAAUGAAUUUUUAAGCAUUCAUGUGAGCUAGUGUUGUCACUGCUUUGUUACAUGUGUUCAUGAAUGAAUAAAGAUGUCUUAAUUCUAUUGCAACAUAAAGAAAA